Molecule: messenger RNA, 983 nt
Organism: Oryza brachyantha (malo sina)
Lineage: Eukaryota; Viridiplantae; Streptophyta; Magnoliopsida; Poales; Poaceae
Product: glycine-rich RNA-binding protein RZ1A
Exons: 3
Coding region: 123-752 (209 amino acids)
Molecular function (GO): zinc ion binding; RNA binding
Source: RefSeq, a predicted model, not a curated record
AUCCCCCUCCCCCUAUAAAAAAGUCGUCGUCUUCCUCGCCGCGAUCCACAUAGACCUCUGAACCAAACCGAGGUCAAGAGCAUCCGAUUCCCGCCGCCGCCGUCUUCUUCUUCGCUGCAGAGAUGGCGGACGUGGAGGAGUACCGUUGUUUCAUUGGGAAUCUGUCCUGGUCCACAACUGAUGAAAGCCUUAAGGAUGCCUUUGGCAAAUUUGGCAACCUCACUGAAGCAAAGGUGGUUUUUGACAAGUAUUCUGGUCGUUCUCGCGGUUUUGGUUUUGUGACCUUUGAUGAGAAGAAAGCCAUGGAAGAUGCUAUUGAAGGAAUGAAUGGAUUGGACUUGGAUGGGCGGCCCAUCACUGUCGAUAAAGCUCAGCCACAAGGACCUGGUAGAGACCGUAAUGGUGAUCGUGAUUACGAUCGUGAACGUGGAUCACGUUAUGACCGUGGUGACCGUGGCCGUGACUUUGGUGGUGGUGGGCGUGCACCGCGUGGCUCAGGUGGCGGCGGGGAUUGCUACAAGUGUGGAAAACCUGGCCACUUUGCUAGAGAGUGCCCAUCUGGGGAUGGUGGUGGUAGAGGUGACAGAUAUGGUGGCCGAGAUGAUAGGUAUGGUGGUGGUGGUGGUGGCCGUUACGGAUCUGACCGUGACCGUGGUGGUGGUGACCGAUAUUCUGGCCGUAGUCGAGAUGGUGGUGGCUAUGGUGGAGGUGGGGGCGACCGUUACAGUCGUGACAGGUCUGGUCCCUAUUGAUGGCCUAGCAGAUAUCUGAGAGUAUGUUCCAUCCAGGUAUGGAAGUCUUAUCUACUAUUGUGAGCUGUGUUUGCUUGUGUCUGGAACUUUGUGUUCAUGCUGUUUGAGAACUAUUAUGUAUCAUGAGAAAGCAUCUACUUUAUUAUCGACUGUAUUACUGACCUGCUUAUUAUUGUUUCCUGCUUGUUGCCAGGCAUAUGACUUGUUCAUAGUGCUUGGCGCUUGGUCCUA